This is a messenger RNA of Rotaria socialis, 363 nucleotides long. The record is from the annotation of a GenBank genome assembly. Lineage: Eukaryota; Metazoa; Rotifera; Eurotatoria; Philodinida; Philodinidae.
AUGCCGUUUGUGAACAGCUAUCAUAAUAUUGAAAAUGUAUUAUUCUGGUAUGAUUUGGCAUCAAGUCAUUAUGCUGCAAGUGUAACCGAUUUUUUCGAAGAGAAAAAUAUUAAGUUGGUACCUAAAGAAAAAAAUCCACAGAAUUGUCCUCAGGCACGUCCUAUUGAAACAAUUUGGCAAAUUUUAGAAGAAAAGAUUUAUGGUGGUGAUUGUAAAGUCAAAACGAUCGACCAAUUGAAACGAAGGAUACAACAACAGCUGAAAAGAAUUGCCAUGAAGUCUGUACAAGCGAUGUUUUCGUCAAUAAGAAAGCAAUUACGAAAAAUCGCAGACAAAGGACCAUUCGCAGCUUGCUCAUUUUGA